GCCAUUAUUCGCGAGAAAGUGUCAAGUUAUCUCCCUUGGUAGUUGCACCGCCAUUUGCAGCUACACGUCCGUAAUGUCAAAUAUCAUUUGAAAUAUAAUCAUGUAAAUAAACGUGUAAUGAUGGCAAAAUGAAAUUGAUAAUUUUCAUUAGUAUUUUAACAGUCACAAGUGGAGAUAUCGGAUUCUUUGAUGAAGAUAAUCCGGAAUUUUCAGAUCCACCUGAGACUGUGCCUACAUUGAGACUUGUACAGGUUUUGUAUAGACAUGGAGAUCGUAGUCCAACUCAUAACUACACAAAUGACAUAUAUCAGGAAUCUGACUGGCCACAGGGAUAUGGUCAGUUGUCCACAGAAGGAAUGCAGCAGGAGUUUGAACUUGGUACAUUCUUGAGGCAAGAAUAUGUGUCAACACAAUUUUUAAGUUCAGAAUACACAAGGUCUGAAGUAUACGUUCGUAGCACUUCUUUUGAUAGAGCAUUGAUGAGUGCAUAUAGCGUCUUGGCAGGACUUUUUCCACCUAUUCAAGAAGACAGAUUAUGGAAUGAAGAAAUAACUUGGCAGCCUAUACCAGUUCAUACCGUUCCGUUAGAAGAGGACUACCUUUUAAUUCCAGACCAUCCAUGUCCUGUCUAUGAAGCAGCUAAAAAUAAAACCAACGAAAAUAAUCCAAUUAUUCAACAGACAAUGGAAGAGUUUAGUGACUUUUACAGCACUGUUUCCCUGUACUCGGGUGAGCCAAAUACUUGGGACGGAAUAGGUCAUGUGCUUGAUCCAAUCUUUUGCCAGGAAUCAAGCGAAUAUGUGUUACCAGACUGGGUAACUAAUGAAGUUUUUUAUCAAAUUGUACAGUUAAGGGAUAUUUAUACAAGUGUUGCCAGUUCACCAAGGGAUUUUGCUUAUUUAAAAGGUGGAGUUCUUGUCGGGGAAAUGUUGGACCACAUGAUCAACAAAAGUAAGCAAGACAUAUCUACCCCUCAGAAACUGUUCAUGUACUCUGCACAUGAUUCAACAGUACAGUUUUUCCUAACAACCCUGGGAAUUUUCAAUGACAAACAGCCUCCGUACACAGCAUGUGUGAUUGUCGAGUUACACGAAUUACAACCUGGAGAUUUUGCAGUGCAGUUUUUAUACAAGAACGAGACUGGCAAUGACACGGACCCAUAUAUUUUAACAUUACCUGAUUGUGAUGACUUAUGCCCCCUUGAUAAAUUUGCUCAAUUAAUGAGACCUUCAGUCCCAGAUGAUAUAAGGAAGGCAUGUGGGGUGAAAAGCACUAGUAACACACAAUCUGGUAGCUCAGAAGGUCCUUCGGAACCUAGUGGCCCGGAAGUCUCUGCUGUAAGUGGUAGCCCAGAAGUGUCUACAAUUACUGUUAUUGUUUUAUUAUGUCUGAUAGUACUGAUGGUGAUUAUUGUGGCUGUUUUAUGCUGCGUUAAAAGAGACAGAUUAGCAAAUACACACGACUAUAUGCCAGUUCCAUUAGAAAUGUCAUAGGUUUCAUGACUUUAUUUAGGAAAGUAAAAGUAAUGGUAAUGUUAUAAUAUAGUGAAAGAUCGGGCAAGCUUGUUAGAAAUAUCUAUGUUUUUAGAGCAUUUUAAUGUCAGUGCACAUGGGUUGUUGGGAUUGUUGAAUGUCCGUGUGUGUGUGGCCAUCGUCCACAAUUACAUUUUUGCCUUCUAAGCCACAAAGCUAGUUCAAUUCAGAUUUCACAAGAAUGUUCCUGGAGAGGUCCUAUAGGUCAUCCAUACAAAUUUCUGGUUGCCAGGCAACCAAAACAAAAAACUUAAAAACAGUUUUCUGCAGAAACAACUGACCUGAUUUUAAAGUAAUUUCUCAGCAAUGUAUUAUGAGUGACCCUCUGUUAAAUUUUGAGUAAGUCAUGUUGAUUUAAGAAAAAAAACAAGGCUGCCACAGGGCUGGGCUGGUUUUCUUUAUAUGUGUACAUAACAAACAUUGAAAAUCUGCUUUGAAACCAUUUCCUCAAUUUCAAAAUGAUUUAGUUGAAAUGUCCCUUGGGUGAUGUCUGCCAAAUUUCAUCAACUCCUAUUGACUUGUGAUAAAACAUACCGGUACCUGUAAAUUUUGAGAAUCUUUUUGUCAAAGACUGAAGGUUUGAUUUCCAAAUGCUUUCACACAAAUAUUGCUUAGUUGAAUAUCUACCAAAUUUGUUUAAGCCAGUUGUGAAACUCAGUUGAGCGAUCUUUGGCCGUUAUGGCCCCAAUGUUUAAAAAAAAUGAACAGUUUCAAUUUAUCAUAAAAAUUUCAUAGGAUGUUUUUCAUUACGAUUGUAGGUUUCAGCUAUUUUUUUUAAACAAAACAAUGGAAUGUUAAAAAUAAAUUUUAAUAUUUAUAGGCCAAAAAUUUGCAUGCAGAUUUCCCUGGGCACAAAAAUAUGAUAAAAUUAUUUUCAAAUUCAAAAAAAAGUUCCUGCAGUGACAUUUGAAAGAUCUGAAGAAUUUUAUAAAGCGUACUAUUUCUAUAAAUAGGAACAAAGAUCAUGAGUGUUUUACCACAUUUUAAGUACCUUAAAAGCAAGUUUGUACUAUUUUUAGCUUGACUGUUUAAAGAACAGUGGGAGCCAUGAUUCUGCUUUUUGGAAUAUCGGCAUCAGUUAAAGUUCAGCAUUAGAUACAUGCAUGUUCAUAUCUCAGUAGCUGUCACAUGUGUUGCAUUGAAACUUAAGAAAAAAAAUAUAUAUUUGCAUGAAACUUACAAGUUGAGUCACUGUAAUAGCUGUGUGUAUUGAAACUCCACAAAAUACUUCCCAGUCGUCAAAGUUCAAACCUGCUGACGUAAACCAAGUAAGAUACUGUGAAAUCAUUAAUAUUCAUGGGGGACUUAUUUUCGUCAAUCCAUGAAAUUUAAUCCCAACGAACAAGUAAAAUUCCCAUUCAUGUUAUGUUCAGAAGUUGAAAUCCAUAAAUUCAUAUCCCCACGAAAUUGCCAUUUUGAGCAAAACCACGAAAUGUCAUGCCCACGAAAUUAAAUGAUUUUACAGUAACCUUUUGUUGAAAUUAAUGUAAAUUAUGGCCUUUUUUGGACAUAGAAAAUUGAGUUCAAGUUUUUUACGUAACUAUCAAGCUGUAUCUCAUCAACAACUAAAUAUGAGCCGCGCCAUGAGAAAACCAACAUAGUGGGUUUGCGACCAGCAUGGAUCCAGACCAGCCUGCGCAUCCGCGCAGUCUGGUCAGGAUCCAUGCUGUUCGCUUUUAAAGCCUAUUGGAAUUGGAGAAACUGUUAGCGAACAGCAUGGAUCCUGACCAGACUGCGCGGAUGUUGGUUUUCUCAUGGCACGGGCUCAUAUAUGUAUAUGAUUGUAGCUUCACACAGUGACUCGUACCUACAGAAAUAAUCAGAUCAGAUAACCUUUGGUUUUAAAAUUCAGGUUAACUAAUGUUAACCUUAGUAACAGCUGCAUCAUAUUGGACUGAAAUUUUACACAAGGCUUACAAAGUCAAGCUAGAGAACUUUGGGUUGAAAUUAAUUGAAAUUAAUGCCCUUGUUUAACUAUAAUGAGUUGUUGCCCUUGUUCAGCUUAGACAUUGUUGAUUAGGCUAGGGAACUGUGUUAACUAGCUUAAUAACUUCAGAUUUAGUAAGUUUAUUUAUUUUAAAUCUUUUUUAUUAAUUCUUUUAUCAAGGUGUGGUAAUUGUUGAAUUUAUAAUUUUCUUUAGCUUGGUUCAGGUUAUUUUUUUAAAAAUUGUGUGACCUUUUAGCUAUUCUGCUCCCUCAAGUGUUGUUGGUGUCAUGCACAAGUUAAAGUUUUGCAUGCAUGGUCAUAUCUCAUUGCUUGAUUUCUUAAACUGACUAAAAUAAUUAAGUUGCAAAUUAUGACCCUUUUAUACGCCUGUUUGAAAAACAGGACGUAUUAUGGGAAUGCCCCUGGUGGGCGGACGGGGAGGAUGGGCGGGCCGCGUCCACUGACAUUGUCCAGAGCAUAUCUUCUUCAUGUAUGGAGGGAUUUUUAUAUCACUUUGUACAAUUGUUCACAAUCAUAUAAAGGAGUGUCAUGCGCAAAAAAUCAGGUCCCUGAGUCUAAGGUCAAGGUCACACUUAGAGGUCAAAGAUCAAUUCAAGAAUGGCUUUGUCCGGAGAAUAUCUUCUUCAUGCAAGGAGGAAUUUUGAUGUAACUUUGCGCAAUUGUUCACCAUCAUGAGAUGGAGUGUGCAAGAACCAGGUCCCUAGGUCAAAGGUCAAGGUCAAACUUAGAGGUCAAUGGAUACAAGAAUGAAAACUUUGUCCAUAGCAUUUCUUCUUCAUGCAUAGAGGUAUUUUGGUAUAACUUGGCACAAAAUUAAUGUUCACCACCAUGAGACUGAGUUUCAUGCCUAAGAACCAGGUCCCUAGGUCUAAAGUCAAGAUCACACUUAGAGGCCAAAUGUCACAUACAAGAAUGAUUGCCCGGAGCAUUUCUUCUUGAUGUAUGGAGAGAUUUUGAUGUAACUUGGUACAGUUGUACACCAUCAUGAGACAGAGUGUCAUGUGCAAGAACCGGGUCCCUAGUUUCGAAUUGCUUCCCUUUGUUGUUACUAUAAAUAGCAUAUAAAUUUUUUAUUACUGGUUGUAGGGAAAAUUCAAGUUCACUUUUCUGUAGUACAACAUGAUGUUACAUCCAAUUUUUAUGUGUUUUUUUUACCUAUCUCUACCUGGUAAGGGUUUUUGUGUGGACGUGGAAGUUUUUUAGGGGGGAUUUACUUCCCUUAGUUGUAGUACUAUAAAUAACAUUUAUUGUAACUUUUUUAUAAUUGACUGUAGGGAAGAAUUAAGACCACUUUUCUGUGUUACAACAUAGAUGUUCUUUUCAAAUUUUAGGUGUAUUUUAAAGUAUCUCUACCUGGUAAGGAUUUUUUUUGUGGACUUAAAAAAACAAAAGAAUUACGAUAGCUUGUGGAUAUUUGCUUUGACCGCCGUAUUAUUGUGACAUUCUGGCACUCUUGUUAUACGUCCAUUUGAAAAAUGGGACGUAUUAUGGGAACGCCCCUGGCGGGCGGCGUCCACAGACUUUGUCCAGAGCAUAUCUUUUACAUGCAUGGUGGGAUUUUGAUGAAACUUGGCACAGUUGUUCACCAUCAUGAGACGGAGUGCCGUGUGCAAGAACCAGGUCCCUAGGUCUAAGGUCAAAGUCACACUUAGAGGUCAAAGGUCAAAUUCAAGAAUGACUUUGUCCAGAGCAUAUCUUCUUCAUGCAUGGAGGGAUUUUGAUGAAAAUUGGCACAAUUGUUCAUCAUCAUGAGACGGAGUGUCAUGCGCAAGAACCAGGUCCCUAGGUUUUAAGGUCAAGUUCACACUUAGAGGUCAAAGGACACAAGAACGAAAAAUUCAAGAAUGAUUUUGAUGUAGCUUGGCACAAUUGUUCACCAUCAUGAGAGGGAGUGUCAUGCGCAAGAACCAGGUCUCUAGGUCUGAGGUCAAGGUCACACUUAGAGGUCAAAGGAUACAAGAAUGAAAACUUUGUCCGGAGCAUAUCUUCUUCAUGCAUGAAAGGACUUUGAUGUAGCUUGGCACAAUUGUUCACCAUCAUGAGACGGAGUGUCAUGUGCAAGAACCAGGUCCCUAGGUCUAAGGUCAAGGUCACACUUAGAGGUCAAGGAUACAAGAAUGAAAACUUUGUCCGGAGCAUUUCUUCUUCAUGCAUUGAGGGAUUUUGAUAUAACUUGGCACAAAUAUUCACAAGCAUGAGACGGAGUGUCAUGCGCAAGAACCAGGUCCCUAGGUCUAAGGUCAAGGUCACACUUAGAGGCCAAAGGUCAGAUACAAGAAUGACUUUGUCCGGAGCAUUUCCUCUUCAUGCAUGGAGGGAUUUUGAUGUAACUUGGCACAAUUGUACACCAUCAUGAGAGGGAGUGUCAUGCACUGGUCCCUUUUUAGAAUUACUUCCUUUUUUGUUACUAUAAAUAGCUUAUAUUGUAACUUUUUCAUUACUAGUCGUAGGGGAAAAUCUAGACCACUUUUUUGUAGUACAACAUGCAUGUUACAUCCAAUUCUGAGGUGUAUUUUGAGCUAUCUCUACCUGGUAAGGAUUUUUGUAUGGACUUGCAAGUUUAUUUUUUUUUUUAUUUUUUAUUUUUUUUUUUUUUUCUCUCUUUAAAGAUUAACUUCCCUUAGUUGUUACUAUAAAUAACUUACAUUGUAACUUUUUUAUAAUUGACCGUAGGGAAAAACCAAGACCACUUUUCUGUGGUACAGCAUUGAUGUUACUUUCAAAUUUUGGGUGUAUUUUAAGGUAUCUCUACCUGGUAAGGAUUUUUUUUGUGGACUUACAAAAAUAAAAGAAUUACAAUAAUUUUUUUUGUAAACAACUACAAAAUUAAAAUUCCAUUUGCAAAUACAGGUGCUAGUAUAAAGAAAUUUGCUGUGACGGGCGUAUAUUGUGACAUUCUUGCACUCUUGUUUCAACUUGGAAAAUUCUAUUGAAGUUUUGGAUGCAAAUCUCAAACUGUAUCUCUGUGACAACUACAUAAUUAUAUCAAACAAGGCAUCCUUCCCUUCAAACAUACUUUAUAUAUGACAUGUGUUUCAUUUAUCCUUCUUUUAAUUUACAUAGGGUAAGAUAAAUAUUAGUUUCUUAAAAUUAAAUAAAUCAUAGCCAUCAUUUGAGGUAGAAAAUUUGACUUAAUUAUCAACAAUACCAUAAAAAAAAUUUAAACUAAAAAAAUAACUCAGGGUAACAACAGAAAGUUGUGGUCCUUGUUUUUUUUGAAGCCAUUUCAUCCUCCACCUCUGAUUUCUGUGGAGAAGUUGGCAGUUACUUGCUUAGAACGGACUAGUACUGUUACAAAACAUAGGUACGCUUGUAAAGUUAACCACCAGCAAUUACAUAACUGAUAUACUUUUGAAAAACAGGGCUUAGCCAAAAAUAAUGAAUGAAUAAAGAUUUUAUUUAAGGAAGUGAAAGAAUGUUCAGUAUUGGCUAAAAAUGAGGAAAAUAUUUUCGUUUUAAUUUUUGGUCAUAUGGACAGCCAUUUUGUUUCCAUGGCAGCAUGAAACAGAUUGGCUGAUUUAGUACUUUUCGGAUAUUUAAUUGAACAGUAUAUCCUUAAUUCUAUAAAAUGAUUUCUGCACUUUUACAACAACAAGGAAAGGAAUUAUCAUGCUUAAAUGUUUAUGUCAAGCAACAUUCGAAAUUAUUCUAUUUAAAGGCAAUUUUGUAAAAUACUAUUAUUAUCUAGCAGAGUUUAAAUGAUGUCAUGAGCUCUUGGAUAUAAACUCAGUUAUUAAUAAAUGGCUGCUCCCAUAAUCAGUCAUUUUCUUUUUUUGUAAUGGACCGAUUUGAAUAAAAAAAUCUUUCAGUGUUAUGAAAGGCUUGAGGAUGACUUUAAUAUAAAGUCAACUUUCUGUUAGACAUUCCAUAAUAUUUUAGAAUUUUAUAUGAAAGUAGAUGAUACUCAUUUCUACCAGGUACAGUAGUAAAUUGUAGCCUAGACUAUUUUUAGCUCAUCAUUUUUUUUUUUUAAAUAAAAAUGAUGAGUUAUUGUCAUCACUUGAUCGGCGUCUGCGUUGGCGUCUACGUUGGCGUCAGCGUUGCCUGGUUAAGUUUUAUGUUUAGAUCAGCUUUUCUCCUAAACUAUCAAAGCUUUUGCUUUGAAACUUGCAAUACUUGUUCACCAUCAUAAGAUGACCCUGUACAUCAAGAAACAUAACUCCAUCCUGCUUUUUGCAAGAAUUAUUGCCCCAUUUGGACUUAGAAAAUCAGUUUUCUUGGUUGAGUAUUAUGUUUAAGUCAGCUUUUCUCAUAAACUAUCAAAGCUAUCGCUUUAAAACUUGCAACAAUUUUUCACCAUCAUAAGCGGACGCUGUACGUCAAGAAACAUAACUCAACCCAGCUUUUUGCAAGAAUGAUGGCCCUUUUUAGACUUAAAAAAUCAUGGGUAGGACAAUAUUUCUAUUAUACAAAAAAAUCAGAUGAGCGUCAGCACCCGCAAGGCGGUGUUCUUGUUAAGCAUCCAGCAGUUGCUUACUGGUAAGUUAAUGCUGAAGUUUUGAUCAAUUGGGUACAUUUUCGUUAUUAUUUAUUUUGUACCUGCAGUUUUACCUCAUUACUUGUUACUAGCUUUUUCUUAGAUGUUGGUAUAUUUUCAUUGGAUUUAUGUUACUUGUUUUAUUUAGAUGUUAUUGUAAAUUUAUAAUUACUCUGUAUAUUAAACAAGAUAGGAAUUGACUGUUGCUGUAUAUUCCCUAAUUAACACCCGUGCCAACAUUACAAUUUGCAGAAUGGGGGCUUUUAUUAAGUUCUUAAAAUUGUUUCAGUAAAUGUAAACUCAUCCAACAUGAAAUGAAUGAAUUUUAACAACAAUAGCGCUACCACAUUGCUGGUAGUCACUUCACUUUUUUUUUGUGGAAAAUAUGGGGUCGGGGGAGGGCAUUAAAUAGGGAAUAUACAGUACAUAUUUCAAUAGUUUAUUUAUAUUUUAGUCCAUGAUAUUUGUGUCUGUUGCAUAUUAUACAGUAUCAGUCACCUAUUUUCAUAAUGUAUGUUGAAUAUUUUCAUAAUAUAUGUUGAAUAUUUUCGUAAUAUAUGUUGAAUAUUUUCAUAAUGUUUGUUGAAUAUUUUCAUAAUGUAUGUUGAAUAUUUUCAUAAUGUAUGAUGUAUAUUUUCAAAAGAAUACUGCAGCCCUGAAGGCCUGAAGAGUUGUGUCCCUUCAUUUGCAUGGUAACCACAUUGUCCCUUCUGUGUUCAUACAAUAAAUAGUUAGAACACAGGAGUUGUUCCAUAUCAUAACCAGUGUUUAAGGAUGUGAAUCAGAAUUUGUAGACCAGUCUCCGAACUUCAGAAUCUGAUUGGUUGUUUCUGAACUUACGUUUUGAAAUCGACCAAUGGAAAUGCCACAUUCUUAGACUGGUUUUCAAACUUCAGUUUACAACCUCCUGCCCAUAUGAGUAACAAACAUUAGAUACUGACACAGUGAUUUACCAUGUCAAGCAGAAUUGCAACAUACAGCAUGCAUGCAUAUUGGUUCAUUUAAGAAUAAGGCUAAGGCAUAUUUUAAUGUAGGCAACCUUGAACGUAGAGAGAUUGCAAUUUUAUACAUGUACCACUUAGCAUACGUAAUGUUAUUUCAAAUGUGAAGAAUGGUCUGUAGAGUUAAAAUCCAGAUCAUAACACAUUUUACAAAAUUAAAGUGUUUAAAUUCAGUAUAUACAUGUAAAUAUCUUAAGUCUUUAACUAUAUACAGUCAAACCUGUCUUAAGCUGCCAGCAAAGAGAGUUACACAGUUUGACUGGCUGCUUUAAGUAGGUGACAGCUUAAUAUAAUCUGAAAAGUAGAUCCCUCGGAAGCACCAAGAACAAUGCAAACAGUGAAAAUUGCAGACUCGGUUUGAUUGAGUCUGUUCAUGAGCAGUAAUGGAAAAUGCAAUACUGCCCACACCUACUAGCACCGGCUUAAGUCAAGUUGAAAGAGAACAAAAAGUCAGUUUAGGAAGUUAGCUUAUUGGUGGCUAAUGGAGGAUUAACUGUAGAUCAACUGGGAUUUAUUCAAUCAGUCUCUUAUUGUACAGUCUAGCCUGCGUUAAAGCAGUCAUUCAAAGGAAACAGCAUUUUUUUUAUUGGUCUUUUGAGACAGUUUGUUACUUAAUACAAGUUCUUUUGUUCUGAAAGUAAAGAAAUUAGAAAUAGGAAAUGCAGUUGCUUAAGACAAGUGGCUACAAUAUAGAGGUGACAGCUUACACAUGUUUGACUGUGUAUAAUAACAAUAGAAAUUUACUACACAUAUGCUUGUUCAUACAUUUAGUAUGUAAUUGCAACCUCUGUUUUAUUGAAAACAAAAACAAUUGCAAACAAGAAAUACUAUAUUAUAGUAUGUUA
This is a messenger RNA of Mercenaria mercenaria, 9803 nucleotides long. RefSeq names its product prostatic acid phosphatase-like. Gene Ontology annotation, biological process: dephosphorylation. The transcript has 2 exons. Bases 129 to 1493 code for a protein of 454 amino acids. NCBI's taxonomy places the organism in Eukaryota, Metazoa, Mollusca, Bivalvia, Venerida, Veneridae. The record is from RefSeq and is a predicted model, not a curated record. Gene Ontology annotation, molecular function: phosphatase activity.